AUGACUUGUUCUGGAGUGCGUCAACGUUGGAUUAAACAUGCCAAGCUCAUAAGUAGUUGUUAUCCAACUGCACCCGGAGAGACAGGACCGAAGAAAAAUGAGCUAGCAUUACUAGUCUUUUACGCAAAAUCUAAGCCGGCAAAACUUACAAAAUGUGGUUUUUAUCUGGAAAGAAGGGUGGCCGCCGAUGUCCGAAAGCGGAAGAAGCAAGACACUGAAGUUUCCCUAGCGAUAGUCAAGGCGCUCCUAAAUAACUGUAAUAGAGAUAUCAAUUUUUUCUCUCAAAAUAUUCUUCAGAUUAUUGAUGACUGCUUGGGAACAGAAGAUAUUGAUUUGGUGUCUCGUGCUACUGCCUUGUUUCUCACUUUUUGCAAAUAUCAUGACGGUUCUACUCUUGGAAUUGAUAAUGAAUUCACUGCGCUUUAUGAAAACUUGAUCGAUAAGUUUGCUAAAUUUUCUAUGUAUAAACAUGAUACAAACGUUAUUCUCGAACAAAAAUAUCGAUCAUUUGGUCUUAAUGCUAUUCAUGCGGUGGUAUCAUCUGAAGCUUUAUAUGGAUCCGAUUCUAAACAACAAUUAAAAUUCAUUAUCCCUGCAAUAUUAAGUAAUCUUAUUGAUUCAGAAAUUGCCCUAGAAGAUCUGAAAAAAAAUGAUUCCGAUUCCCUUGUUGAAGAAGAUUCUACUCUGCAAUCUCGUCGUUUUUCACUUGAUGUCGAAAACGUGUCAAAAGAGGAGAACACGCGUUUAGCAUUUCAUUCUUUGAAACAGGUGUUCAAAUCGGCGGACCAAACCAAUAUUAACUGGUCGAUUAAACCAACUUUUGAUUUCUUGGAAGAAAAUAAUUUAUGGUGGCCAAACUCAUUUGGCACUACUCUGGUAUCGAUUAUACUAUCAACAUUCCAGGCCCAAGAUAGAUUCUUGCUUGUGACUUAUAUAAUACAGCAAUUAGAAUCGAUACCCAAAGACUCUAGUUCAGCAACCGCAAAACAAGCCACUCUUGUAGAAAUGUUAAAUUUUAUCUUAAAUAGUGACUUGAAUCUUGACAAUCUGUCGAUCGGCGAUGUUCUCGAAGAUUUACUCGAUCUUUCGUUGAAAUUUUUAAGGAUGAGCACUGGCGAAAAGCAUUCAAAUGGGAAUCUAGGCGAGAAAAUGAGUGAUGAAUCAAAUAAUGAAAAUCUAAAUCAUAAAAUAUUGAAUGGGCUUAUAAAGUCAAUAGGUGGACUUGCAACCCACAUCUAUUACGGAACUCAAAUUAAGGAUAUCAUGGAUCGCAUAAUCCAAUUCAUGCGGCUACGCUCGACAAGUGAUACAUCAAUACGUCGCAGCAGCGAAACUAUCUUAUUCGAUGAAGUUUCACCUACAGAAGCUCGUCUGCUGUUAAUACGAUGCCUGGAUAUGGUAAUAGAAACUAAUAGAGAAGCUGCACAGAGAUUCCCAAAUAUAUCAAGGUACCAAGUCCCUGUUGAAAUAUUUCAAGAUACGGUGGAACUAUGUUUGGAUCCCGAGCAUGAAUUGAGAAUCGCAUAUAGUAACGUUUUGACUAAAUUCCUGGAAUAUAAUCUACCAGAAGAGACAAAGGAAAACUUAAUCACACACGACGUGCCAUCUUUGCAUUUUCUCAACUCGCUUCAUUUGUCUCUAUAUCAAUAUGCUCUUUCGUCUAAAGCACAACCUUCUGAUCACGUUGCUAUUUCUGAAAUACUUCACUCUAUUCUGAACUUCUUUAAGUAUGAUCAAAUAAUUAGGGGUGUACCGGUUCUCUUUAAAUUACAGGCAGAUCUAAAAGAAGAGAAAUUGGAAAAUUUUGCCCGACAACGGUCGAUGGCAAGUGUCAUCGUACGCUACUUUUAUGAUAUUUCCAAACUUUUCGGGAUCACUGAGUUACAGCAAUACAUUGAGGAUGUGAUACAGGAGCGCACAAUGAAAUGUCAAUUGUCUCGUUAUAUUCAACCUUUAUCAUCGUUUUCCCCAGACAUCAAAACCGAUCUUACUGCUUCGUUUGACGAAGAAGUAAAUGAAGAAACCGUAAACAAUAAUGAAAAUGGUCCACUUCAACCGGUAGAUGUUUGGCUCGAUCGACAAUCCAUAGUAUCGGUUUUAUGCCAGCACCCAAAACUAAAAAAUGCCGUAGGGUCUGAUCUAGAAUUCAGAUUGAUGGCCGAAUGGAAGCCCGAAGAAGGAUUUGAACAAGUGAAAAAUGAUGAGUAUCGUAUAAGAGUAUCACGACUUCUAGAUGGUCAUAAACCGUCGCUGAGUACUCCUAUUAUCAUGACUUUUGAAGAUAGUUCUACAGAAUUUCCAAAACCUGUAAUAAAAGUUGAACAACUACGGGAUGCACUUGCAGUGUCACAGACGAUAAAUGACUCUUCAGAACAUGAUACCUCCGUAGCUUCAGAUCUGGAAUCUGUCUCUAUGGUGUCACUGGGUGGUAAUACUGGCAAGAAGAAGAAAAAAUCUAAAUCGAAAGAGGUGAAUGCUUUUCUAAGCACUAUUGAUGUGAAAUCUGCGAGGUUUGUUGAGAUUACGAGUAGUUUGGUCAAUCCUCCUUAUCGAAUUUCAUAA
Molecule: messenger RNA, 2562 nt
Organism: Ambispora leptoticha
Lineage: Eukaryota; Fungi; Glomeromycota; Glomeromycetes; Archaeosporales; Ambisporaceae
Source: the annotation of a GenBank genome assembly